AUUGUAUAUCAAUUGCAACUGCCCCCUCAUCUAUCGACAUUCCAUUACGAAAAUAAACGUUAUCGCGCACAGCUGAACCCAUUUUUCUUUUAUUAAAAAAAACCCCUCUUACAUUAAAAAAAGUAAUAGAAAAAUGUCUAGCUCUACUGCCGAAAUCAAAGCCCCUGUUGCUACAUUUGUUCAACCUAAACCUUAUAAAGUUGACCUCGAACCCGGAAAAGAUUACUAUUACUGUACCUGUGGAGAGUCCAAGAACCAACCUUUCUGUGAUGGAUCUCAUAGAGCUGCUGGUGAAUUUAAGCCUACCAAGAUUACAGUGGAUGAAGCCAAGAGCUACUUUUUAUGUGGUUGUAAAUUAACAGGCAAUGCUCAAGGCUUCUGUGAUGGCACACAUCGUAAAGAAGCAGGUAUCAAGAAAUACAACGAAUUCUUAUUAAAAGCCAAUCAUCAACUCAAGAUGGAAAAAGAGCAAAUCCAAACUGAUCUUGCCAUUCAAUUGGCUCAAGCUCAACGCAAGCAAAAGAUGGCCAAUGUCGUUGCAGGAUUAUCAGCCCUUUUACUCGUUGCCGGUGUAGCUACCAAAUACCAUACACUUUUCUGUAAGAAAUAAAUGAUAUAAACCACAAUCUAUGUGACUUUUAAGAACUGUG
Mucor mucedo is the source of this 650-nucleotide messenger RNA. RefSeq lists its product as uncharacterized. Lineage: Eukaryota; Fungi; Mucoromycota; Mucoromycetes; Mucorales; Mucoraceae. The transcript is spliced from 5 exons. The record is from RefSeq and is a predicted model, not a curated record. Gene Ontology annotation, cellular component: intracellular membrane-bounded organelle. Bases 134 to 610 code for a protein of 158 amino acids. Gene Ontology annotation, molecular function: 2 iron, 2 sulfur cluster binding.